CUAAUUUUUCUGACGUUGUGAAAUGUCAUGUGAGAAAAGUAUAACAGGAAAGCUCUAAAAUGAAAUAUAUUAGUGCUGCGAUAAGCGUGUUUUUUGAGUAUGACACUCCACGAAUCGUUCACAUAAAAAGCAAGAAGGUUGGUGUGAUAAACCGUUUUAUUCAACUCUGUAUAAUCGGCUACGUGAUCGGGUAUGCCAUCAUUUUCAAGAAGGGUUAUCAAGACUUUGACAAUGUUCAGAGUGUGGUUACAACAAAAGUCAAGGGCAUUGUCAUGGUAGAUGAAUCAAUUCAUCCUGACAUCCAACGCAUCUGGGAUGUGGCAGACUACAUUGUACCUCCUCAGGAGAACAAUGCCUUUUUUGUAGUUACAAAUUUGAUUGUCACUCCUUUUCAAUCAAUUGGCAAAUGUCCAGAGGAUGAAUCAAUUAAAGGAUCCAAUUGCACUUCUAAUGCAGACUGUAAAAAUGGAACAGUGCUGCCAGUAGGAAAUGUUUUAUAUUUCAGACCAAAACCAGCAAUUUUGGAGAAUUCGAAAGAUUUUACAGUAUUCAUUAAAAAUAACAUAGAAUUUCCAAAAUAUAAUGUCAAAAGGCGUAAUUUACCAGACAAUGUGAGUGACGAGUAUCUACAGAACUGUAGAUACGAUGGAGGACCCAACUCGAGAUGUCCAAUUUUUACUCUUCAGUCCAUUGUAGAGGGAGCUAAUAGUGGAUCAUACCGUGAUGUAGCAGCAGAGAAUAGGCGGAGAAAUGUCUUGGGGUUUCAAUCAAAUGAAGAAUUGUCAAAAUGCCGAUACAAUCUGGAUGAUCCAGUAUUGAAGUAUUGUCCUAUUUUUGUUUUGAGUGAUAUUGUAAAUCUCGCCGGAGGUAGAUAUGAAGAAUUAGCUUCUGAGGGAGGUGUGAUUCAGGUGAAGAUUAAGUGGAACUGUAACUUGGAUUUGUCAGAAGAUAAAUGUCUACCUGAAUACAGCUUUAGGAGACUGGACAGCAGUACCUACAAAAUAUCAAAGGGAUACAACUUCAGAUAUUCCAAAAAUUUUAAAUUUGAAAAUGGAACAGAAUACAGGACACUUUAUAAAGCUUAUGGAAUAAAGUUUGUGAUUUCUGUGUCAGGACAGGGGCGGAAAUUCGCACCUGUUCCAUUUUUAACGAAUAUCGGAAGUGGUCUUGCUCUAUUGUCAAUAGCUACAGUGAUUUGUGACAUUGUAGUACUUUAUGUUCUAAAGGCCAGACAUAUUUACAAGGAGAAAAAAUACUUGGAAGUUGUUGGAGAUGAUGCAUAUAAAGGAUUCGUGAAUGAUGAUGAGAGGUCUAGGCCGAACUAUCAAUCAACAUCAGACAAUGACCUUUAAAUUUGGUGCUUUUGUCUAGGAAAUAGACUAGAUUUUAACAACUCGUACUAAAAUAAAAAUGUUGAUGUGCCAUGAAAAAGUUGGUUAUUGCAAGAAUUACAAAUUAAAGGAAUUCAAAGUUAUCAGUAAAACACAGUAAAAGUACAUGAGAGGAUUUGUUAUAUAUUCAUAUCUUCUAUGAUAAUCUACUUUUGUGUAUUUAUUUUUGUAGUUUCUAUUUUGGUGAAACUUAAUAUUUGAAAAAAAUAUGUUAAUACAAUGCUAAACUGUUCGUACAACUGUAUUUUGCAUUAUACAUUUACUUUAAAAAGCUGCAUUUUUAAUUGUAGAUAUAAAUGCUUACAGAUGAAUUACCUUUUAAAAUUGUAUUCUCUAUGCUGUUGCCCUUUUAACACAUUUUUGUCUCUAUAUUUAAGUUUAAGCUGCUAUUAAUUAACUUACAAAAAAAGCAAAGAAUAAACAAACACUUUGAUUUAGAACUACCGCUGCAUUUCAUUACCGGAAAUAUGCAUAGCAUUUCCGACAUUUUUUGUUUUCAUUUCCAGCAUAAUUUUGUUUUCAUUUCCAGAAUUUACCUGUGUGGCAAUUCAAUGUUUUCUAAGUAAGUGAAAAUGGAAUUUUAAAAGUAUUUUUAUUACAAAAUAUUGAUAAAAAUUGGA
Messenger RNA from Saccostrea cuccullata (small rock oyster), 2011 nucleotides. RefSeq names its product P2X purinoceptor 4-like. Bases 60 to 1352 code for a protein of 430 amino acids. Gene Ontology annotation, molecular function: extracellularly ATP-gated monoatomic cation channel activity; purinergic nucleotide receptor activity. NCBI's taxonomy places the organism in Eukaryota, Metazoa, Mollusca, Bivalvia, Ostreida, Ostreidae. The transcript is spliced from 14 exons. Gene Ontology annotation, biological process: calcium ion transmembrane transport; response to ATP. The record is from RefSeq and is a predicted model, not a curated record. Gene Ontology annotation, cellular component: plasma membrane; nuclear inner membrane.